Prosopis cineraria is the source of this 1644-nucleotide messenger RNA. RefSeq names its product dof zinc finger protein DOF5.6-like. Gene Ontology annotation, biological process: regulation of DNA-templated transcription. Bases 328 to 1305 code for a protein of 325 amino acids. Lineage: Eukaryota; Viridiplantae; Streptophyta; Magnoliopsida; Fabales; Fabaceae. Gene Ontology annotation, molecular function: DNA binding; DNA-binding transcription factor activity. The record is from RefSeq and is a predicted model, not a curated record. The transcript has 2 exons.
GUUGUUGUCAUCGAUGGAGCCUGGCAGGCUUAGACCGUAGCGCAGGACAACAUGGCAGAUCACUAGGCUUACCUUUUUCUUCCUACUUAUCACUGCCAGUGUUGGCUCGUCCCAAACUCGUGGUAUCACACAACGUUACCGGUCUCUCCAUAUCUCACUACUUGACACUUAGAAAUGUUCCUCUUUUUCUAACUCUUCCUGGCUAGAUACCAACCUACUUCUCUCCCUCUCUGUGCAAAUGCUGAUCAUAAACUGAGAUAGUGGCACUUGAAGUAUCACAGUGAUCUGCUCAAAGAGAAGGCCUCCCUGGUUUGGAUUCGCUUGUGAAUGGGUUUUUCUUCUCCGCACAUCUGCAUGGAAUCAUCAGAUUACUGGCUUCAGGGCACAAUUCACGAGGAAUCUGGAUUGGAAUCAUCUUCACCAUCAGGAGACAUGCUUACAUGCUCCAGGCCCUUGAUAGAGAGGAGGCUACGACCACCACAAGACCAAGCCCUCAAGUGCCCUAGGUGUGAUUCCACACACACUAAGUUCUGCUACUACAACAAUUACAGCCUCUCUCAGCCAAGGUACUUCUGCAAGACUUGCAGAAGGUACUGGACCAAAGGUGGCACUCUCAGAAACAUCCCCGUUGGUGGUGGUUGCAGAAAGAACAAGAAAGUCUCAAGCAAGAAAUCCAAUAAUGACCCACCACAGCAUAAUCAAAACCAGCCAGUGCCUUCUGCAAGAAUAGCCACAUCUUAUCACCGCCAUGACAACCCUAAAGACCGUCUUCAACUUUCUUUUCCAGACGUGCAGUUUUCUCACAGCGGUAACUUACUAGGAAACCCUAAUUUCAUGCUUGAGAACCCUAGGCCUAUUGACUUCAUGGAAAGCAAGCUGGAAGGGAUAAUUGGGAGUACACCUGAGAACUUCCAUUUUCUGGGGAAUACUGAUAUGGGUAUGGGAAUUAGAGUUGGUGACAUUAAUGGUCAUCACAAUGGGUUACCGCCAAAUUUUCAGAGUCUUUGCUCUCCAUCGGGAUUUGGGGGUAUUUCACCUUUUGAUGGUAAUAACAAUAACAGUACUGGGACUUAUAAUAUCAUGGACUCUUCGUGCCAGAGACUGAUGCUGUCAUAUGAUCAUCCCAAUGAGGACCCAAAUGCCAUAAUUGAUGUGAAGCCAAACCCUAAGCUUUUGUCUCUUGAAUGGCAGGACCAGGGUUGCUCUGAUGCUGAAAAAGGGUCAUUUGCGUAUCUUAACAGUCUAGGAUCAUGGAUCGGCAUGAUUAAUGGCUAUGGUUCGUCCACGACAAACCCUCUAGUCUAGAUCUAAUUUCACUGCUUUUGAUGCAUGAACCUAUCACUUUCUCGUUAUAUCUAUAUAUAAAAUAUUCCUAAGCCUAUGAUAGGAAGGUUCCUAGUUCCUUCUAUGAAAGCGGUCUACAGUUUCUGCAUUGACUUGGCAAAAGAGUGUGAACAAGAAGCUUCAGGGUCCAAUAUCGACUGCCUGGUGGGUUUACUUUUGGUUUAUAUAUAUUCGUGUCCUUGUGUGUGUAACAUAUGUGAAAGCUUUAAUUAGGAUUUUGUUGUAACAUUGAGGAAGAUAUGGUGGUUCUUUUUUCGGUUAAAGAAAGCGCAAUCAAUAGUAGUGCCAUUAUCUUUUAAA